AUGGCUAAACGCCUUUUCAAUCACUCCGCUAUCGUUCGCCUUAUACCUACCCCGACCAGGGGCGCCGCGCCGAUGGAGGUUCUCUCAUUUCGAGCCACCGCUCAUAACAAGCCCGACGUCCGACACUUUUCCAAAUCCCGGAAACACUAUAAAGACAACAGACACGAACCCCCAAACAGAGGUGGAUUCGGAUCUCGACUCCGCUUCGCGCUACGAAAUACUAAAGUCGAGUGGUACCCGAUCCCCGUGGGACUUGGCAUUGGUUUGCUAGGAAUCCUUCAUUUCUACAAAUCGCAGCGGACAGAACGGGAUCGCGCUCUUCAAGACACUGCAGCCGAAGACUGGGAAAAUGGUGGUCGUCCACCCAGACGACCACGAGUGGUGCCUUCUGGGGGCUGGCAAGUACAGAUCAUGUCGACUCUACCCCUGAAGGCCAUGUCACGACUAUGGGGUCGCUUCAAUGAGAUCGAGCUACCUUACUACCUCCGUGUUCCUGGAUUCAAGCUAUACGCUUGGGUUUUCGGUGUUAACUUGGACGAAGUUGCCGAACCAGACCUGCACACAUAUCCCAAUCUUGCAGCAUUCUUCUACCGGAAGCUAAAACCUGGGGUGCGCCCACUCGAUCCAGACCCACGUGCACUCUUGUCGCCUGCCGAUGGCCGCGUUUUACAAUUUGGAAUGAUCGAGAGGGGAGAGGUGGAACAAGUGAAGGGCAUGACUUAUAGUCUUGACGCUUUGCUGGGAUCGGCCACCCCUUCGCAUGCAGACCAUAGCAACCGAUUGGCUGACUCCGAAGCCGAAGAGGUCCAAAAGGAUGUUGAUAACAUGAAGUCAGAUGAAGAGUUCGCUCGCGUAAAUGGCAUCACCUACACUGUUCCCUCGCUGUUGUCGGGUGAUCCUGGAGCGGCACCGCAGCGACGGGCCUCGAUUGAUGCAUCAACAACCUCCAACACGUCAUCCGAAAAGAAGGUACACCAGGAGCUGGCUCUGGGCGAAGGAACGUCCUGGUAUGUGCCCAAGACGGCAGCUAAUCACGCGCUCUUCUACGUGGUGAUCUACUUGGCACCGGGCGACUACCACCGUUUCCACUCGCCCACCGCCUGGGUCGUAGAGAGUCGGCGUCACUUUGCAGGUGAGCUGUUCUCCGUGUCUCCGUAUCUGCAGCGUACUCUCCCUGGCCUGUUUACCUUGAAUGAGCGAGUUGCACUUCUUGGCCGCUGGCGCUGGGGCUUCUUCAGUUACACACCUGUCGGCGCAACCAAUGUGGGCUCAAUCAAAAUCAAUUUCGAUUCGGAGCUGCGCACAAACAGCCUCCUCACUGAUACUGCAGCGGACAUGGCGGCGGCUUUGGCAGCCCAGCGGGGCGAGAAAGAUCCCGGGUUUGUGGAGGCGACUUACCGGCACGCAAGUCCUACAUUGGGGGGGCAUCCGCUCCAACGUGGCGAGGAGAUGGGUGGAUUCCAGCUUGGCAGUACUGUAGUUUUGGUAUUUGAAGCACCACUUGGAAGCCGCAAAUCGUUCGACGCUGGCUGGACCGAUGCUGACAACGACCGCGAGGAUGGGUGGAAGUGGAGCGUGGAGAAGGGCCAGAGAGUCAAAAUGGGCGAGAAGCUAGGGUACGUGGCAGAGCAGACAUAG
Messenger RNA from Penicillium chermesinum, 1638 nucleotides. RefSeq names its product phosphatidylserine decarboxylase 1. Gene Ontology annotation, cellular component: mitochondrion. NCBI's taxonomy places the organism in Eukaryota, Fungi, Ascomycota, Eurotiomycetes, Eurotiales, Aspergillaceae. Gene Ontology annotation, molecular function: phosphatidylserine decarboxylase activity. The coding region runs from base 1 to 1638 and encodes 545 amino acids. The record is from RefSeq and is a predicted model, not a curated record. Gene Ontology annotation, biological process: phosphatidylethanolamine biosynthetic process. The transcript has a single exon.